Solea solea (common sole) is the source of this 2018-nucleotide messenger RNA. Its product is annotated as large neutral amino acids transporter small subunit 1-like. Gene Ontology annotation, cellular component: membrane. The transcript has 11 exons. The record is from RefSeq and is a predicted model, not a curated record. Gene Ontology annotation, molecular function: L-amino acid transmembrane transporter activity; neutral L-amino acid transmembrane transporter activity. NCBI's taxonomy places the organism in Eukaryota, Metazoa, Chordata, Actinopteri, Pleuronectiformes, Soleidae. Bases 322 to 1914 code for a protein of 530 amino acids. Gene Ontology annotation, biological process: neutral amino acid transport; amino acid transmembrane transport.
CAUCGUCCAGGCUCUCGCAGCAGCAGCAGCAGCAUCACAAAGGUUCAGCCCCUCCCUGCUGUAUCCUGGAGACACAGAAGGGAGGGAGGGAAAGACAGAUAGGCAGAGAGAGGAUCAGGGUCAGAUGAAUUCCAGUCUGAGUGACGGAGACAGUGUGUGUGAAUGAGGAGGGCGUCGUGUGCAUGUGUGUGAGAGAAGGUGUGUGUGUUUGAGAGAGAGAGAGAGAGAGAGAGAGACAGGAGGAAAUUCAGACUCUAAGUGGAAGGGGACAUAAAGAGAGGAAGGAAAGAACAGACACGGGGACCAGGACUGAGAGGGAAGAUGGCUGAGCCGGAGCUGAAAUCACGCAGCAGUCGCGAGAGUGUUGCCAAGGAGGCGAGUCAGGAGAAGAUAGGGGCAGACCCAGAUCAAGAUGAUCAGAUUGCGGAGCAGCCAGCAUCUCCAUCCACUCCCAUCAUCUCUGCGCCCACUGAUGGCUCACCUACCAAGGGGGAUAAGGUGGUGCUCAAACGCAGCAUCACCCUCUUCAAUGGUGUGGGAAUGAUCAUAGGCACCAUCAUCGGCUCAGGCAUUUUUGUCGCUCCAGCAGGUGUGGUGAAAGAGGCUGGCUCAGCCGGGCUCUCCCUGAUCGUCUGGUCUGUAUGCGGCGUGGUCUCAACCAUGGGUGCCUUGUGCUACGCUGAGCUGGGCACAACCAUCACUAAGUCAGGGGGGGACUAUACUUACAUUUUGGAGAUCUACGGCGAGCUGGCGGCUUUCCUGAAGCUGUGGGUGGAGAUGCUCAUCAUUCGGCCAUCGUCGCAGUAUGUGGUGUCACUGGUGUUUGCCACCUAUCUGCUGAAGCCAAUCUACCCAAACUGCACUGUGCCCGACAGUGCCGCCAAGCUCAUCGCAUGCAUGUGUCUCAUGUUACUGACAUUUGUAAACUGUAUCAGUGUGAGAGCUGCCACCAAGGUCCAGGACUUGUUCACGGCCUCCAAGUUGCUAGCCCUAAUCAUCAUCAUCCUGUUUGGCUUCAUACAGAUUUUUACAGGUGAUGUGCCAUAUUUAACACCAGAAAAGGCAUUUGAAGGCAGCAAAUACGGGGUUGACAACAUUGUCCUGGCUUUAUACAGCGGUCUCUUCGCUUUUGGAGGCUGGAACUACCUGAAUUAUGUAACCGAAGAGAUGAUCAAUCCAGAGAGGAACCUGCCCUUGUCCAUCAUCAUAUCAAUGCCCAUCGUGACCGUGGUGUAUGUUCUGACCAACCUGGCCUACUUCACCACCAUCUCUCCUGAAGUUAUGGUUAGAUCGGAGGCUGUCGCCGUGAGUUUUGGUGAAUACCACCUUGGUGUGAUGUCCUGGUUAAUCCCUGUAUUUGUGGGACUGUCCUGCUUUGGAGCCGUAAACGGAUCCCUCUUCACCUCAGCACGCUUGUUCUACGCUGGAGCUCGAGAGGGUCAACUCCCUGCUGCUCUGGGUCUGGUUCACACAGACCUUUUCACUCCAGUGCCGUCCCUCAUCUUCACAUGUUUGCUGUCCAUGAUGUACUCUAUCUCCACGGACAUCUUCUCCGUCAUCAACCUCUUCAGCUUUUUCACCUGGCUGUGUGUCGGCAUGGCCAUCGGUGGUUUGAUCUGGCUGCGUUUUACCAAACCCGACCUCAGAAGGCCCAUUAAGGUGUACCUGUUCAUCCCCGUGACCUUCGUGCUGGGCUGUGUUUUCAUGAUCGUUGUGUCCUUCUGGGCAGCUCCGUUCGAGUGCCUGAUAGGCAGCAGCAUUAUUCUCACAGGUAUCCCAGCGUACCUCCUGGGCUACAAGUGGAAGAAACCCCAUGUGAUCAAAAAGAUGCUGGAAAUCUUCACCAUGUUCUGUCAGAAGAUCUUCAUGUCUGUUCCUGAGGAGAGGGAGGCGAAGCACGAGGCAGCCGACUAACACUGGACACGUGGGACAAGACAAAGGACAUCCUUGACAUGUUUAUGUGUAACCACCUGUAAUUUGGCUGCAGGAUUUUUAUAAAAAAACCUUUAUUUAAACCA